UGCAAUACGUAAGAAAAAAAGCCGUCGAACCCUAACUCCUUCAUCCCCAACUCUUGUGGCGACGGUGACUGUUGUUUUUGGUGCAACGAAACUUCUUCGGGACGCAAUUGUAAAAGAUGGCUAAGAUUAGGCAAUUUGGUAGUGUUCUUCACACUGGUGGAUCGAGUGAUGGCGAGGAGAGAGUUGUCGAAAGUGUAAGACAACAUGUCAGAGAUGAUGAUCGAGCUGUGGGACAGAAUGAUGAUUGUGAGGUUGUUGAAGACGAGGCUGAAGCUGGUUUUGAGAAUGAGGUUGAUGAGAAUGGAAUAGGUGUCGAAGAGGAAAUUGUCGGAGACUUACGAGACCAGUUCAGAGAUGUUGUCCAAGAUGAGGUGGAUAAUUAUGAUGGGGACAGUGGAGAUGACAUUUGGAAUGAUGAUACUAUUCCUGAUCCAUUGUCGUCUGAUGAUGAUGAAGAAGAGUUGGAGCGUAGGGAAGAGGUCGCAAAUACACAAGGCUGUGAAGAGCUUUUGUAUUUGGGAAAAAUGUAUGGUUGUGCAUCUGACUUCAAAGUGGCUCUUCUAAGGUAUUCACUAAGAACAAGGUAUGAUAUCAAAUUGUACAAAUCAUGUGCUAGGCAACUUGGUGCAAAGUGCUCUGAUGUAGAGUCUAAGUGUCCUUGGAGAAUAUAUUGCUCUUAUGAAAGGAGAAGACAUAAGAUGCAGAUUAAAGUUUAUGUGAAUGAGCAUACUUGCUUAAGAUCAGGAUACUCGAAGAUGUUGAAGACAUCUUCAAUUGCUAUGUUGUUUGAAGAAAGGCUAAGACUGAAUCCGAAGCUCACAAGGACUGAGAUGGCUGAUGAGAUAAAGAGAGAAUAUAAUCUAAUUGUCACAGAGGAACAAUGUGGUAAAGCUAAGUCUAAACUUUAUAGACAAAGAAAAGCAAGUCAUGAAGCUCAUUUUUCUCGUAUUUGGGACUACCAAGCAGAGAUUCUUCGCACAAAUCCUUACUCGACGAUGGAGAUUGAAACUGUCCCAGGACCAGUUUUACAGAGCAAACAGAGGUUUAACCGUCUGUACAUGUGUUUCGCAGCUCAGAGAGAGACUUGGAUUGACACAUGUAGGCCAAUCAUAGGUUUAGAUGGGGCAUUUCUGAAAUGGGAUAUCAAAGGACAGUUGUUGGCUGCGAUAGGACGAGAUGGUGACAACAGGAUUUUUCCAAUAGCUUGGGCUGUGGUAGAAGUCGAGAACAACAUCAAUUGGGAGUGGUUUGUUAAGCACUUGAAGGAAGACCUUGGACUACAAGAUGGGGCUAGAUUCACCAUCAUAUCAGACAAACAAAAGGGUUUGGUGAAUGCUGUUAAAAAUGAACUACCUGAAGCUGAUCAUCGUAUGUGUGCAAGACACAUUCUAUCUAACUGGAAGAGAGAUAGUAAGGAUCCAGAGUUAGAGCUUAUGUUCUGGAUCAUAGCACACUGCUACACUAAAGGAGAGUAUGAGGAUGCUUUAGAAGCACUUAAGAAGUACAACAAAGGUGCGCAUGACACUCUUGUUCUCCAAAAUCCUCCAACAUGGUCUAGAGCAUUCUUUAGACAAGGAUCAUGCUGCAAUGACAACUUGAACAAUCACUGUGAGUCGUUCAAUAAAACCAUAAGGGAAGCAAGGAAAAAACCACUACUCGACAUGUUAGAGGAUAUUAGGAGGCAGUGUAUGGUUCGUAAUGCGAAGAGGGCUAUUAUUGCUAGUAGACUGAAGACUAAGUUUACUAAGAGGGCGCAUAC
Brassica oleracea var. oleracea is the source of this 1759-nucleotide messenger RNA. RefSeq lists its product as uncharacterized. The record is from RefSeq and is a predicted model, not a curated record. Lineage: Eukaryota; Viridiplantae; Streptophyta; Magnoliopsida; Brassicales; Brassicaceae.